AUGGCUUCGACCAAUACUUCCGAGUCAUUGGGCAGCAACCAAGGACUUUUGUAUUCGCUCCAACAACAUGCGACAUCACCAAUCAUUACCUGGCUGUUGCUACCACUCCUGGGCAUACCUUUCCUCCGCCAUGUCUUGCGACAAAAGGCAAACGAGCCCCCGAGCUUGCCUGGCCUCAUCCCCUAUGUUUCAAAUACAUAUCAGUACAUCACCGACAAUAGCAAAUUCCUCGAGCGUGCCACCGAAGCACUGAAGAAGAGCAGCGUCGUGAAGUUCAACCUCGGCGCUGACACUGUAUAUUUAGUCGCGGGCUCUCACAAUGUGCAGAAGCUAUUUCGCAAUAGCUCAAAUAACACGCUCAGCUCUGACAAGUUCAUCGUCAUGGUCAAUGGGCGUGUACAAGGAAUGACUGACGAGGAUGUGGCCGUGAUGUAUAACGAUAGAUCUGGUCGACUUAAGACACCCGCUGCAGGUACUGAGAGCAUGCCUGAGAACCAGAGGUUCUGGGUCGGCUUGCAUCACGUCUUCAAUGCGCAUCUUUUUCGCGCCGAGGCUACUGCGAGGUUAGCGGAGUCGUUCAUCACCUUUUUCGGAGAGAAGCUCGACCAGCAGCCGCGUGAUGAGUGGCAAACCUUGCAACUGUUCAAGUACCUCAAGAAGGAUAUGGCCGAGGCUGCGACGAUCUCACUUGCAGGGCGAAAGCUGAUUGAGGAUCAUCCGGAAUUCGUCGACAUCUUUUGGGAAUUCGAUACGAUUGCGAUGCAGCUCAUGUACGGCCUUCCAAAUUGGAUUAAUCCUAGGCCGAAACAGAUCCAGCGCAAGACCCUAGCCAUGAUGUCGGACUUCCUAACUGACGCGUGGGCCAAAUUUGACUGGAACGGACCUGAUGCCGACGCGGACUGGGAGCCGAUCUUUGGCUCGAGACUCCAACGUGAACACUCCAAGUUUUGGCAGCAAAAGGGAUUCUCGCUUCAGUCGCGAGCUGGAAUGUACAUCGGAACUUGGGCCGUCAUGGAAGUGAUUAAAGACCGGUCGCUCUUCCAGGCGGUCCGCGAAGAGGUCGAUUCAGUAUCAGUCACCGACCCCAAGACUGGAAAACCAACGUUUGACGUGGCAAAGCUGGUUACCCUACCCUUGCUUCAGUCAAUCUACGUGGAGACACUGCGAAUGCAUGUGUCCAUUAACAUCACCCGUGAAGUUAUGGAGCCGACGGAACUGGGUGGGUAUCACCUGAGUAAAGGCUCUCUGGUGCAAGCACCAACGCAGAUUGGGCAUCGUGAAGAGUCAGUGUGGGGUGUCGAGGGGCACCCUGCGUCAGAAUUCUGGGCGGAACGUCACAUCAAGUACGUCGAGAAGCAGGAUGAAGACGGCAAACCUCAGAACGUCAAGGAAUUCUCCAUGACCGGAAGACCGAGUGACUUCUUCCCUUACGGUGGUGGUGUGUCUAUGUGCCCGGGGCGUUUCUUUGCCAAGCAGGAGAUUAUGCUGGCUGUCGCUAUGAUUGCGUCUCGGUUCGACAUUGAAUUUGAAGAUUGGGUUAACUUUGACGGGUCGCGCUCGGAAAGGCCUCCUAUGAACGACAAGGCGUAUGUAGGUGCAGGAGCUGUGCCACCGGACAGAGACAUGCGCAUACGCUGGAAGAGACGUUGGUGA
This is a messenger RNA of Colletotrichum fioriniae, 1653 nucleotides long. Lineage: Eukaryota; Fungi; Ascomycota; Sordariomycetes; Glomerellales; Glomerellaceae. The record is from RefSeq and is a predicted model, not a curated record.